AUGGAGGAUGAAAGGUCGAGUCUCCGUUGUAAAUAUAAAGGAAUCUUUGGGAGUCCAGAAGAACCAUUUUUCAAUGAUAAGAAUUAUGGAGUAGCCCCUGAUAUUCUGAAAGAAUGGUUAAUAGAAUUAAAUCUUAGAAAUAAAGAAGUUAUCGAGAAUGCUGAUUUAAAACAGGAUUAUUUCUACCAUUCCGAUGCAAUCUGUUUUAUAUUUAAAACGUGUGAAAACUUUAAACUACAAAAUAAUGUAAAAUACCACGCAGCUGAAUUAUUCGAGAGAUUUAUGCUUAAACACGUUCAAGAUCUAUACGAGCAUCUACGAACCACAGAACCUAAAAAUAAACUGUUGAAAUGGGAGGAAAUAUUGGCCAGGAUACAGAAUCAAGCCUUGCUACGUCUUGUGUCCUGUUGUCAGAUUUCAAGUAAAAUGGUUUCCCAUUAUAAGCUAAGGAACAUGAUUGCGCUGACCGCGAUAACGGGAAUCUUGAUUAUAUGCCUUAUUACAUUACAUCUAGGUUAUAAUGAACCCAGUCUGAACGUCAAACCAUACCAUGCAGUAUCUAUGAAGGUGAUGGAUGUAGUGUAUUUGAAGAAACGGGAGAUAUACGAAGAGUUAUUCCUGGUUAUUACCAGACAUUUGACUCCAACCUUCCCAGAGAUGCAAUCUUUCUAUAAAGUGAAAACAGACCAGAUACUGUUGGCUAUAUCAGUAUUAGCCGCAGCAGUUUACAUUGCAGAUCGACCGAGCACAGACAUGGUGAUACAGCAACUUCAUAUGAUCACCAAACGUACCAGUGACGAUAUUUUAGAUUUUGCAACUGUGAUAGUCCAGUCGGUUAUGGAGGGCGGAGGUGAUAUGCCAAAUGUCAAGUAG
Messenger RNA from Lottia gigantea (owl limpet), 873 nucleotides. RefSeq lists its product as hypothetical. The record is from RefSeq and is a predicted model, not a curated record. The transcript is spliced from 6 exons. Lineage: Eukaryota; Metazoa; Mollusca; Gastropoda; Lottiidae. Gene Ontology annotation, biological process: reciprocal meiotic recombination. Gene Ontology annotation, cellular component: site of double-strand break. Bases 1 to 873 code for a protein of 290 amino acids.